Meleagris gallopavo (turkey) is the source of this 4604-nucleotide messenger RNA. The record is from RefSeq and is a predicted model, not a curated record. NCBI's taxonomy places the organism in Eukaryota, Metazoa, Chordata, Aves, Galliformes, Phasianidae.
UAAUUUGCAGAGUACAUCUGUGAAUGUGAAUGCUCUGUGUGGUUUCCCUGUCUUUUCGUGUGUGUGUGGACCCUGGAUUCGUUCUGUCUGCAGUGCAGUUUAGCCUGAAGUUCAGUUUCUUGAUGUUCACUGUGAUAACACGUCUGUAUCCAAAACAGCACAGGGAACGUUCCCAGCUGUUCCAACCUGUUUGCUUCAGAAGCUUUUGACGUGGAAAAUAUCCAGAGAAUGGAUCUGGUUAAUACUAAGUUGCCAUUUUAAUAGGUGUCUUGCAGAGGUGACUGGUGCAGUAUGUACAUACACUGUGAUGAAGUUGCUUUCAACCCCUAAAUGCUUCCCUACUGCAAUUCUGUAUGACAGCUAAUACGUUUAUUGGAGUGGGUUUGGUUGUCUGUUUUCCUUUUUUUGAUUAUUUUACUUUGCAUGAACUGAGGCUGAAAACCACUUCUGUAAGGACUUGUGAUCUCUUUGCAUAGAGUAAAAUCAGCUUUAUGCUUUUUAAUUUUUCCAAUUCUAUGAGCACAUUAUUAAAACAAACACAGAAACCUGCACCCAAUUUAUCUGCAUCUCAUGCAUGCUCAAAAAUAGAAUAGUAUCUUGAAACACUGUGAUUGAGUGCCCUUAUCAAUAUGCAGAAGUAUGUUUGCUGACUGUCCCAUGAAUGAAUGACUUCCACGUUUGGCACUGCUCCUGUUUGCUGCAGCUAGGGAGCCAUGAAUGAAAAUGUGUAUUUCUGAAAUGGAAGUAAUGCCAACUUCCAAAAGAUUCCAGUAUGGGAGACGUGUGGGAUAUGUUGUGUACCUGCGAGGAGGAGUGAUGAAUCAAAUUGCCUCGGGUAGCAGAGUAACAGCUCAGGUUUAAGAAACUUACUUGUCAGAUAUACUUUUCCCUCUUGAGUGAUGGGCAACCUUCUUAUUCAAUGGGCUUAGCUUCAAAAUAGUCUCAGAGCCUUAAAUUAUGUCAAUACUUACAGUCUCAUGGCAUUUAGCUUUACAUUAGUGUGUAUAUCUGAAAUAACCUAAGUCCUGCCUAGGGCUCAGGGUAGGCUGGUGCCCAGCACAGAAAGCUCCAGAGGAUGUCUGAAUACAUAGAGCUUGUGUGUUGUGAUUCACAAAUCCCUCUUUUUGGGUCUUGUGUAAAGAGCUUAUCCUGGCCUUUAAACUGUUUUCAAGAAAUGACUUUGUACAGACAAGAUUUCUUAAAGUGAGGUUUUUCUUUGGUUCAGGAUCACUUCCUUUUCCUCUGCUUCUUUAUCACUUACAGAACAGCAGUGAUCCUCAUUAACCUCUGAAGAAGUACCAGCAUAGAUCCCACAUAACUAACAUGUUUCAUUUGAUCUCCAGUGUAAUCCACAUCUACACUUUUUUCCCCCUCUUUAAACCCUUUUCAGAGACAGAAUCUUGACCUUUUCCUUAGUCUUGUCUUUCCAGCUGUCUGUCUUCCAGCAUUUGGAGAUGAACAGAAAAUACCAGGGCUGCUGUUUGUUAAUCAAAAAAUGUGGUGCAUCAGUGUCUAUAGCUCUGGAGUGAUAAAAGACAGGAAGGAAGAGGGGGUUCAUUCCUUACUGUCUAAAUAGCUGCUGGAGGUGACCAGAUUGAGUAUUUACUUUGUAAAAUGCUGCUUAGCUUUUGAGAUACUAGAAAUUAAAGAGGACUCUAGAUAUUUCUUCGGAGUGCCUUAAGGCUAACUGUUACCAUUUUGACUUUAGUCUCGAUUAGCAUUUACAGCUUUACAUCUUUUUUCCUUGUAUGUUUCCUGUGUUCCUGUGCCCAGGCCAUGGAGAAGACACUGAUCCAUCCUGCUGCCAGCUGGGAAGGGAGAGGCCCAUAUUCUAAUUCCUGAAGCUACUAGAAGCUACUCAUAUAGCUCUGUGCCCUUCCAGGAUGUGCUUCUGGGUUGCUGUUGAGGCUCUUCUGCUUUGCAUGGGCUCGCCAACGUUCUGUAGACUGGUGAAGAGAGAGAGAAUAACUGCUCUUUCUUUAGCUACAAAUGAUGCAGUACAGCUGGGUGGUUGGGCCAGCUGCUUAUAGGGAGGUGAUCAGCUUUCAUUUCCUGUUUCGGGGAACUCUUGGCUGUGCAAUUUAGUCUGGGCUGUAAUGGCACUGUCAUGAUGCAUGUGAAAUUAAAAAGAGGAGAGUUUCUCAGAGACCUCUUUGGUUAUCACUGAGGUAAUUGUCAUAAAGCAUGGAGGGAAGAUGGAUGCCUGGGAAAGCAAGGUCUGUGCUCUCACUAUUGUAGUGAUUUGGAAUUGAAGAGGUGUAGUCCACUACCUCAAUCGCAGGUGUAAUUACCUACAUCUAAUUCAUUACAGACAGUUUUUAGCUUAGCACCAACAUGCAGUGAGGGAGAGCCUGUAACUUCCUUAGGGAAUCUUCUCUAGCACCACACCUCUUCUACCUUUGCAAAAUGGGCUUUGUUUCCCCUCCUUCCUUUCAUAUCUUCUAAAACGUCUAAUCAGAAUCUUCAUAGCUCAUUGCUAAUCACUACAUCCAUUGUGUUCAUACAUUAUUUCAUUCCUCCUUUCUUUGGGCUUUUGUGCACUUCCUCUUCUCAUCUGUUUCUUGUAGGUAACCUACUUAAUGAGAUCACUUUUUCUCCUAGGCCUUGCACCUUGCUGCUCUCUGGACUCCGUCCUUCAGAAAGUCCAGUCCCAGCUUUGAGAGCACGGCAGAUGGGAAAGGUGAACUGCAGUGUAAAUAGAAUUGCUUUUUGCCUGCAGUUUGCUUUUGCCUUCAUUAAAGGGGAUUGUUAGUCCUCAAGCACUGUAGUGCAUUUGGGAUAAGACUUACUGUUACAACAUGGCCAGUUCUUUCAAACUUUAGUACCAACUCUCUUAAUUCUUGUAGGACUUGAAGAAUGCUAACUGUGGCCUGGGAUGUCAAUGUGUGUUAAAGACAGGAGGAAGGAGAGUGGGUGGUGAUACAGUAACUCAAAGUUAGGGAAGUUCUGAGUCCUGGAGUCUCCUACAAGGGUUGCCUGAGGGUGGUGGUGUUUGUUUUCACAGUUGUUUACUUAGCUGCUUUUUGUUUUAGGGGUUGGAACGGAAAUGUUUGCUUACAGUUGGGAAAGAUCUUGAAGCCUGUACCAGGUCCUUGAGAGAGAAAACUACAUGACACUACACCAUGAGUGAAAGUAAAUCUGAUAGUCAGUUUUACAGUGUUCAAGUUGCAGAUUCAACAUUCACUGUACUAAAACGUUACCAGCAAUUGAAGCCUAUAGGAUCAGGGGCACAGGGCAUUGUUUGUGCUGCGUUCGAUACGGUCCUUGGAAUAAACGUUGCUGUAAAGAAGUUGAGCCGUCCUUUUCAGAAUCAAACCCACGCGAAAAGAGCUUACAGAGAGCUUGUUCUUUUAAAAUGUGUCAAUCACAAAAAUAUAAUUAGCUUAUUAAAUGUAUUUACACCGCAGAAGUCACUAGAGGAAUUUCAGGAUGUAUAUUUGGUUAUGGAGCUGAUGGAUGCCAACUUGUGCCAAGUUAUUCAUAUGGAAUUGGAUCAUGAAAGAAUGUCUUAUCUCCUUUACCAGAUGCUAUGUGGUAUCAAACAUCUCCACUCAGCUGGUAUCAUCCACAGAGAUUUGAAACCCAGCAACAUAGUAGUAAAAUCAGAUUGUACACUCAAAAUCCUUGAUUUUGGACUGGCAAGAACAGCGUGUACUAAUUUUAUGAUGACUCCAUAUGUAGUAACACGAUAUUACAGAGCGCCAGAGGUUAUCCUUGGAAUGGGAUAUAAAGAGAAUGUUGAUAUCUGGUCAGUUGGUUGCAUCAUGGGAGAAUUGGUGAAAGGUUGUGUGAUAUUCCAAGGCACUGAUCAUAUUGAUCAAUGGAAUAAAGUAAUUGAACAACUAGGAACGCCCUCAGCAGAAUUCAUGAAGAAACUACAGCCUACAGUGAGGAAUUAUGUAGAAAACAGGCCAAAAUAUCCAGGUAUUAAAUUUGAAGAGCUCUUUCCAGACUGGAUAUUUCCAUCAGAAUCAGACCGUGACAAGUUAAAAACCAGUCAAGCUAGAGAUUUAUUAUCAAAAAUGCUUGUAGUAGAUCCAGACAAGAGAAUUUCCGUAGAUGAGGCCUUACGUCAUCCCUAUAUUACUGUCUGGUAUGAUCCAGCUGAAGCAGAAGCUCCUCCACCUCAAAUUUACGAUGCACAACUGGAGGAGAGAGAACACGCAAUUGAAGAAUGGAAAGAAUUAAUAUACAAAGAGGUAAUGGAUUGGGAAGAAAGAAGCAAGAAUGGUGUGGUAAAAGACCAGCCCUCAGAUGCAGCAGUGAAUAGCAACACCAGUCCUUCCCAGUCAUCAUCUAUCAAUGACAUUUCAUCCAUGUCAACAGAGCAAACAUUGGCUUCAGAUACAGACAGCAGCCUCGAUGCCUUGACAGGACCCCUCGAAGGAUGCCGAUGAUCAGCCAGGAUUGCAGACUUCUCUUUGGAAAAGAACUCUUGCUUCCAUUGGGCCUGAAUUGCUUGUAAGUUAAUGGAACAAAGUAGAAAAACUCCAUGUUCUGCAUGUUCUGCUAAAGUAAUGCCUGUUUUUAUGUUUACUCAGUUGUUAUGAAACUGCCUGCUUAAUGUUGUAGAAUGAAAGCAAAUCAAUGUCUAAGGAGCAAAA